AAUUAAUGGAUUGUGUGACCCCAGUCAUGGAUGUCGCCACUCGCUUGUGGAGUUGCGCUUCCAAGCACUCUUCCUACGUCAUUGAUCUGCAAGAAAACCUAUGCUCUUUGAGAAUCGAAAUGGAGGAACUAAAGAAUGUAGGUGAAGAUGUCAAGAGAAGGGUCGAAUAUGCAGAGAAACACCAGAUGAAGCGGAGAAAUGAAGUGGAUGGCUGGCUCAAUAGUUUAGAAGCCCUGGAGAGAGAAGUGAACGAAAUCCUGGAAAAAGGUGAUGAAGAAAUUCAGAAGAAAUGCCUCAGGAAUUGCUGUACCAGGAACUGUCGGUCCAGCUACAAGAUUGGGAAGAUGGCAAGGGAAAAAAUCCCAGCUGUCUCUGAGCUAAAGAACAAAGGACACUUUGAUGUCGUGGCAGAUAUAUUGCCUUCAGCUCCGGUGGAUGAGAAGCCUAUGGAGAAGUCUGUCGGCUUAAAUUUGAUGUUUGGCGAGAUAUGGAGAUGGCUGGAAGAUGAAAAGGUGGGAAUUAUCGGAUUGUAUGGAAUGGGGGGUGUGGGGAAAACUACCCUCAUGAAGAAGAUCAACAACGAGUUCCUCAAAACAAAGCUUGAAUUUGAUGUAGUGAUCUGGGUUGUUGUGUCGAAACCGGCUAAAGCUGAGAAGGUUCAGGAAGUCAUCCUGAACAGACUAGAGGUUCCUCGUUACGAAUGGGAAAAUAGAAGCAGAGAUGAGAAAGGACAGAAAAUAUUCAACAUCUUGAAAACAAAAAAGUUUGUACUACUGUUAGAUGAUGUAUGGGAGCGUCUUGAUCUCACUGAAGUGGGGGUUCCUCAUCCCAAUGGUGAAGAUAACAUGUCCAAAUUGAUAUUUACAACCAGAUCAGAAGAUGUGUGCCAUGUGAUGGAAGCUCAUAAGCAUGUCAAGGUAGAGUGUUUGGCAUCAGAUGAAGCCCUUGCUUUGUUUCGGCUAAAGGUGGGGGAGGAUACUUUUAAUUCUCAUCCACAGAUACCAACACUUGCCAAAGAAAUCGUGAAAGAGUGCAAAGGUCUGCCGCUUGCGCUCAUCACCAUCGGCCGAGCAAUGGUUGACAAGAAGACUCCCCAGAGGUGGGAUCGAGCAGUACAAGUAUUAAGGACUUAUCCAUCAACAUUUGCAGGUAUGGAGGAUAAAGUGUUUCCCAUUCUAGCAUUCAGUUACGAUAGCUUAUACAAUGAUACCAUCAAAUCCUGCUUUCGAUAUUGUUCUAUGUUCCCAUCCGAUUAUGAAAUUUUGGAAGAUGAACUUAUAGAACUUUGGAUUGGGGAGGGGUUUUUGAUUGAAUCUUAUGACAUCCAAAGAGCACGGAACGAAGGAUAUGAUGCUAUCGAAAGCCUAAAGGUGGCAUGUUUGUUGGAGAGUGGUGAAUCUGAAAAACAUGUUAAGAUGCAUGAUAUGAUCCGCGACAUGGCUUUAUGGUUAACUACGAAAACUGGGGAGAAUAAGAAAAAGGUUGUGGUAAAAGAACGAGCUUGGUUGGUCAGUGAUCGGGAGUUUGCAGCAUGGAGGGAGGCACAGAUGAUAUCGUUGUGGGAUAUUGGUACACUAUCAUCGUUUGAUCGUAGAGUACAUGGAUUCCAAAAGUGGAUCUCUUUCCCUAAUCUUGAGACUUUGUUUGUGAGAAGAAGCCUCCUGGAAGAAAUUCCACCUGGGUUCUUCCAAAAAAUGCAUUUGGUACGAGUUCUUGACUUGUCAUAUAAUUAUCGCCUGGACAGGUGUUGGCAGGUUAAUCAAUUAGCUAACCUGGAAUAUCUUAACAUGUCAUUUACAAAUAUAUGCGCACUGUGGGGUAUUGAUUGA
Vitis riparia (riverbank grape) is the source of this 1829-nucleotide messenger RNA. Its product is annotated as probable disease resistance protein At5g63020. Bases 6 to 1829 code for a protein of 607 amino acids. The transcript is spliced from 2 exons. Lineage: Eukaryota; Viridiplantae; Streptophyta; Magnoliopsida; Vitales; Vitaceae. The record is from RefSeq and is a predicted model, not a curated record. Gene Ontology annotation, molecular function: ATP hydrolysis activity; protein binding; ADP binding.